Molecule: messenger RNA, 1443 nt
Organism: Pan troglodytes (chimpanzee)
Lineage: Eukaryota; Metazoa; Chordata; Mammalia; Primates; Hominidae
Product: tryptase delta
Exons: 5
Biological process (GO): proteolysis
Molecular function (GO): serine-type endopeptidase activity
Source: RefSeq, a predicted model, not a curated record
CUGGGAUCCACCAGCUGACAGGUGGAGCUGCGAGCCUCCAGUGCUCAGCCCUCGGUGGGGCCUGCCUGGCAGCCCCACACACAGAGGGCAUCGGGGUGGCGGGGGCACGUGUUACACGGGGGCCCUGGGUCUGAGUCAUCCACUUCCUCCGAGUCUGGAUGGGAGGACCCCGCACCUCUCCUCCGCCCUGUCCUGAUCUAGAAGGAUAAAUGGGGAGGGGAGAGCCCGCUGGGUAGAAGGAAAAGGGAGCGGCCAGGGUAAGUCCCCACUCUCAGAGACCCUGACAUCAGCGUCACCUGGAGCAGAGUGGCCCAGCCUCAGACUCAGAGCACCAAGACCCAGGCCCGCAGGCCUGGACCCACCCCGGUCCCCCCGUCCCAGCUCCAUUCUUCACCCCACAAUCUGUAGCCCCCAGCCCUGCCCUGUGAGGCCCGGCCAGGCCCACGAUGCUCCUCCUUGCUCCCCAGAUGCUGAGCCUGCUGCUGCUGGCGCUGCCCGUCCUGGUGAGCCUGGCCUACAUGGCCCCUGCCCCAGGCCAGGCCCUGCAGCGAACGGGCAUUGUUGGGGGGCAGGAGGCCCCCAGGAGCAAGUGGCCCUGGCAGGUGAGCCUGAGAUUCCGCGACCCAUACUGGAUGCACUUCUGCAGGGGCUCCCUCAUCCACCCCCAGUGGGUGCUGACCGCGGCGCACUGCCUGGGACCGGAAGUCAAGGAUCUGGCCGCCCUCAGGGUGCAACUGCAGGAGCAGCACCUCUACUACCAGGAGCAGCUGCUGCCAGUCAGCAGGAUCAUCGUGCACCCACAGUUCUACAUCAUCCAGACCGGGGCGGACAUCACCCUGCUGGAGCUGGAGGAGCCCGUGAACAUCUCCAGCCACAUCCACACGGUCACGCUGCCCCCUGCCUCGGAGACCUUCCCCCCGGGGAUGCCGUGCUGGGUCACUGGCUGGGGCAACAUGGACAAUAAUGUGCACCUGCCGCCGCUGUACCCGCUGAAGGAGGUGGAAGUCCCCGUAGUGGAAAACCACCUUGGCGACGCGGAAUAUCACACCGGCCUCCAUAUGGGCCACAGCUUUCAAAUCGUCCGCGAUGACAUGCUGUGUGCGGGGAGCGAAAAGCACAACUCCUGCCAGGGUGACUCUGGAGGGCCCCUGGUCUGCAAGGUGAAUGGCACCUAGCUGCAGGCGGGCGUGGUCAGCUGGGAGGAGAGCUGUGCCCAGCCCAACCGGCCUGGCAUCUACACCCGUGUCACCUACUACUUGGACUGGAUCCACCACUAUGUCCCCAAGAAGCCCUGAGCCAGGCCUGGGGUGUCCACCCGGGUCACUGGAGGGCCAGCCCCUCCUGUCCAAACCACCACUGCUUCCUACCCAGGUGGUGACUGCCCCCCACACCUUCCCCCAUCCUGAGUCCCCUCCCCCACCCUGAGCCCCUUCCCCUUUCUUG